UUCGCAUCGAGAUUCUAACGUCUGUAACCAUCCUUUUUGAAUUCUAUUUUUCUUGGCUGCGAUGCUAAUAUCCUUCUGUUCUACAAAUGCAUGUGAAUUACAAUUCUUCCUUUAAUUCAACUCUAGAAUCUCCGGUGUGGAAUGCACCAUGCUUUUGAGUUGCAGACAGAUGCUGAGUACUGAUCCAUUUUCUCUCCUUUUUGACAAUUUCUCAAGUUGCGUUUAGCAGGAAGCCAUGGAAUCUGAGAGGGAAAGUUUUGACCUCUCAGGACCUUUGCAUCUAACUUAUGUCUUAUGGGAUAAUGCGUAUCAUCGAAUGUCAGUUGCUUCUUGUUUGGUCCAAGGUGUUUACAUUUUAGAAAGGGACAGACAAGAACAACGUGAAGGUUCAAAAGCUCUUGCACCGCCUUGGUGGACAUUCUUUCACUUUCAGCUGCUCCGUCCGCUUGUAGACGAUGUUGAUUCUUCCAUCUUUGGUGCAAUAUAUGAGUUCAGGCCUCCAUCAUCUCAAUCUAAUGACACUGUGUAUAGAAGUCCACGUUAUGUGAUUGCCUUUAGAGGGACACUAACCAAAUCUCACUCAGUUUCUCGGGAUAUUGAGUUGGACAUCCACUUUAUCCGGCACGGCCUUCAUCAAACUUCUCGCUCUGAAAUAGCUAUUCAAGCUGUUCGAAACAUGGUAGCAACUGUAGGUGAUUCAAAUGUUUGGUUGGCCGGACACUCCCUAGGAUCAGCAAUGGCAAUGCUUACUGGGAAAACCAUGGCCAAGAAUGCCCUGUUCAUUGAAUCUUUUCUUUUCAACCCGCCAUUUGUAUCCGCUCCAAUUGAGAGAAUUAAGGAUGAGAGGGUAAAACAUGGGAUUCGAUUUGCAGGCAGUGUGAUUACGGCUGGACUAACCAUUGCUAUGCAAGCGAAGAAGCCGAAGGACUUAUCUGUUGAUCCAUUUGCUGCUUUGUCUGCCUGGGUCCCAUGUUUGUUUGUAAAUCCAUCUGAUCAUAUCUGCUCAGAGUAUAUUGGAUACUUUGAACAUAGAAGAAAAAUGGAUGAGAUGGGAGCAGGAGUCAUUGAAAGGUUAGCAACUCAAAAUUCACUUGGUGGCCUACUGAUGAGUGCUUUUGGGAAGGAAUCUGAACCCCUUCACCUUAUUCCUUCAGCUUCUCUGACGGUUAAUGUUACUCCUUCACGUGAUUUCAAAGAAGCCCAUGGAAUUCACCAGUGGUGGAAACCUGACUUGAUGUUAGAACACAAGCUCUACAAUUACAAAUAGUUAUUUAUUGGGAUAUAUUCUGUUUUAUUUUUUUUGGGGGGUUGUUGACUCUGGUUUUCAGGUGCAGACUGACGAAAUUCAUUUUGUAUGAGCAAGGUAAAUUAUGAAUAGUUGAAUUGUCAUUUUGUGUAAAUUGAUAGAUAACUUAAGUGGCUGUUGUAACCUCUAAAAAUUGAGGGGAACUUCUCUACGCUUUUAAGCCUUUAAUGUAUGUGCUGUUAUUAUUGUAAAUUGAUGAACAAAACAGUAUUUGGUCUUUUAA
This is a messenger RNA of Cajanus cajan (pigeon pea), 1529 nucleotides long. RefSeq names its product GDSL esterase/lipase At4g10955. Gene Ontology annotation, biological process: lipid metabolic process. NCBI's taxonomy places the organism in Eukaryota, Viridiplantae, Streptophyta, Magnoliopsida, Fabales, Fabaceae. The record is from RefSeq and is a predicted model, not a curated record.